This is a messenger RNA of Mytilus californianus (California mussel), 3782 nucleotides long. RefSeq lists its product as uncharacterized. The record is from RefSeq and is a predicted model, not a curated record. NCBI's taxonomy places the organism in Eukaryota, Metazoa, Mollusca, Bivalvia, Mytilida, Mytilidae. Gene Ontology annotation, molecular function: protein binding. Bases 196 to 3507 code for a protein of 1103 amino acids. Gene Ontology annotation, biological process: signal transduction. The transcript is spliced from 15 exons.
ACCCCACUUCAUUAUGCAGCUGGAAAUAAACAUCCCAACAUAGUUUCUGAAUUACUGGAUAAAGGGGCAAAUCUUAAUGUGAAAGAUAUAUUCGGACAGAGACCACUUCAUUACGCAAUUAUAUAUAAUCAGAACCUCAUAGUUUCUCAACUACUUAACAGAGGAUCAGAUCCAAGUGUCGUAGAUAAACACGGCAUGACACAUCUUCACUAUGCAGCGAUGUAUGAAGCUAUAUUCGCAGUUUCUGAACUAAUUAACAGAGGAUUAAAUCCAAACACCACAGACAAAAAUGGACAGACACCACUUCAUUGUGCAGCAGAAAUGAAUAAAACAACAGAGGUGGUUGUUGAAUUACUAAACAGAGGAUCAUCUCUAGGACUGAUGGAUAAAAAUGGACAGACAGCACUUCACUGCGCAGCUAAGAAAGGAUCAUUGAACAUAGUUUCUGAAUUACUCAAUAGGGGGUUAGACCCAAAUGUGGAAGAUAACAGUGGAAGUACACCACUUGAUUAUGCCGCUAAAGAUGGAUAUACAAUCACAGUUCGUCAAUUAAUUAAAAGCGGAUCCAAACUUAAAAGGGUAUUUGAAAACCAGGAAGAGCAAGCGGAAGCGAAAAGGUUGCAAAAACAAGAAGUCGAAGAACAGCUGAGAGCACUUGGUCUUGAAAAUGUUAUUGAUUUACAAGAGAUCUUGCACGAAAAUUACCAGAGGUGUUUUUGGAAUCGGGUUUAUUUGGUUGGUCCAUAUUCUGUCGGGAAAAGCUGUUUAGCAAAAAUUCUUGUUGGUGAACCAGUCCCAAUAAUAAGGCAGUCUACUGAUGGUAUAUGGAUAUACAGGGGAAAAGCUGGAAUGAACAUUGACAAGAUGGAAUGGGUAUUUUUCCCAAAAGGUAACGCAAUUACAGAGGUACUGACAAACAUGCUGAUGUCUAUGUCAACAAAUGAAAAAGGAAAUUCCACCGAAGAUAGACUUGAUGAUGUCCCUCUAAAUGAAAAUAUAACAACAGUUAAACGUUCAACAGUUAGUUUUAAAGAAGAGACAGAAACUUUCAAAUUAUCCGGCAAUUCCAAAUCGGCAGAUCACAUCGAUGAUAAUACUUCUUCAGAAUGUGAUUUUGAAACAUUAAGUAAUCAAAAACAUAAAGAUGCGUCGGAGAUUAAAAUAACUAAAGAGAAAAAACAACGUGUCCUGGUUGUAUCUGAUGAUUCAGCGAGUGAAUGGAGGAACCAAAUAACAAGCGAUAUGUCUGCAGACAAAAUACAUGAGCUAAUUGUGAAAGCAGUUGAGGAAGGUAAAUACAGACAGAUGGUUGUACCAAUAGACAUCUGGGACUUUGGGGGCCAGAAGGAUUAUUAUAUGACCCACCAGUUGUUCAUCACAAGCAGAGGAAUAUUUGUGUUGAUGUUUAAUGGGUCUGUUGAUCUUAACAAACAUAUGCCAGACCUAAGCUUUCUUCCAGGACAUUUUGGAAAACCAACAGUUGCAGUUUAUCUGCUGCACUGGGUUAAUUCAAUUUUGACAUACUGCAAGAGGACAGAUGGUGGUUUUCCGCGAAUAAUCUUCGUAGCUACGCAUAAAGAUGACAAGUGGUUCCAGUGGACACAAGAAGCUCGAAGAAACCAACUCGAAGAUGAGCUGCAACAGUUGUUUGAAACACAUUCUGGUUUGAAGCAUUUGGAAUUUAAACCGUUGAUAUUUGUUGAUGCCACAAACCCAGAAGAUCCUGAAAUUGAAGAUCUAAGAGAAAGGCUGAUGCAAAGGGCAACAGAACAUCCUAGAUGGGGCGAAUCAAUGCCAACAAGAUGGAUUCCAUUGGAGUUACAGUUGGCCCAGAAAUCGGCAGAAGGCACAAAUAUUAUUUCCCGUGAUCAACUAUUGGCAUUAAAUUCUAAAAAUGAGUCAAUGGUUUUAUCAGAUAAGCAGAUAGAAACAUUUCUGAAGGUUCAACAUUCACUUGGGAAACUGUUGUACUUUGAUUUAGAAAACCUACGUCAUUUUAUCAUUAUAUCACCAGCAUACUUAGUAGAAGUCCUGCGAUCUAUAGUCAGAGAAAUCCAGUUCUGGCCUAAAGGAGAGUUGUUUUCUAGAAUUUUGAGUAAUCUUCAGGAAACUGGAAUGAUUGAACGGAAUGAUAUCUACUUUCUCUGGGAACAGGACGACUUCAACCAAAUUCUGCCAUACAAGGAAUAUAUGAUUCAAAUCCUUGUACAUCUUGAUGUUAUAAUUGCACCUAGGACUAGCUUUGGAGGUGUAAACAUUCCGAUAAACGAUGUUUCUCGCUUUAUGGUCCCCUGUAUGGUAACAAAAGGAAAUGACACCAUGUACCUUAAAAAGUUUCGGAAUUCGAAUAAUUCCAUCAUUCUAGCUUAUUCGUUUACUGAACAGGUUAUACCUCCAGCCUUGUCAUAUCGCUUUUUGAGUUCUUUAAUCACAUCGUGGGAUAUAAAGAAUUAUAAAGGAAGAAACAGAGAAAAAAGAAUGUUUUUCAGUGAUCUUGCUAUUGUCACGAUUGAUAGCUCUCAUGACGUAGCAGUCCAAGUGGAAACAAAUAGAGUCAUUGUCUCCCUUAUCCAUGCCAAGACAAAAGAAGAUAUAAUUCCAACUCUUGCUUCUUCUCUUCAAGAAUGUCUUACAGCGGCAAUAGUAAGAAUAUCCGAAUUCUACUCAGUGUUAUCCGAAGACAUAACAUCUGCGAAUGCAAGUACAGUCCUACCGUUCAACAUUGAAUUUGGAGUAUUCUGCAAAUCAAAAAUGUGUUUCUUUGAUCACAAUGAGAUGCAUUUAUCAACUGAUGAAGCCGUAUGGAUUUGUAAAAAGCACAAGCAACGACAUGCAACUAAAAACCUUAGUGCUUGGUUUUCCUCAAAGGAACCAUGUAAUGUGUGUAAAAUAUCAUGCGACGGACUUGGGAGAUUAGAAAGUGAACAGUGUCCUUUACCACAGCAUAUUGUGAGGCUAGCUGCCCGACUCUCUCCUGUGGAGAUCCGUGAGAUCGCCAUUUUGUUAGGAUUUCAGGCAGAAGAAUGGCAUGAUUUAGAACACCAAUUCCAGCACCAAACGUCAAAUGACCUUAAAUUUAUGGCAUUAUGGUCUAGUAUACUUAAGAGAAAGAAUUGUAGUUUCCAUGACCUGAAAAAUGUUCUAGAAGACAAAGGACUGAGUGCUCAUUUACUCUGUCAGGUGUUCAGAGAUGUGGUGAUAGAUGUUUCUGAUAUGGCAGACGAGAAACUGAACAAAAUUCCGUCUGUCGAUGCGCUUCAUGAUUUGUCAAACCACAUCGGGAACAGCACAAUGCAGCUUGCCAUCGAGUUAGAGGUGGAUUUAUCUUAUUUACAGCAGAUUCAGCAUGAUCUUAAAAACAAACUUCUGGAACAGAAUAGAAAAGUAUUCAUCAAAUGGAGGCAGAAUAAAUUUCCAAAACCGACAGUUCUGAGACUGCUUAAAGCCCUUUAUAGGGUCGGAAAAUUUGGCCCAACAUUCAAAGUUUUAAAAAAUCAUUUGGAAUAGAAAUUUUUUAACAGGUCGGAAAUGAUAUCUUUAACCGGCCUAUACUGUUUGUGUUUAUAUAUAGGUUCGAUCGGGACGCUGAAGUGCGAUGGUCCCCAUGACAUGCCAUAUUCUGGCGAUGGUCCUUUUACUGAUGCGCGAUAGUCUAUAAAACGAGUUUUAAAUCUACAGAUAACCAAUUUUUAUUAGAGUUUAAUUCUUUUUUUAUUAAUUUGUAUAUAUAGAUACCUAACAUUCAAAAUGUUCUCCAGUUGAAGAAAAAACAAUUAACCUGA